Molecule: messenger RNA, 1740 nt
Organism: Trypanosoma cruzi
Lineage: Eukaryota; Euglenozoa; Kinetoplastea; Trypanosomatida; Trypanosomatidae
Exons: 1
Coding region: 1-1740 (579 amino acids)
Molecular function (GO): glycosyltransferase activity
Source: RefSeq, a predicted model, not a curated record
AUGAUGGCCAUUACGCAUUCUGCGAACCACAGACGGCAUUUUAAACGCCUCUUUUUAUUAUGCCGGUUGUAUGUCACUACCUUAAUUGCACUCUGUGCAAUCAUGAUUUUGGGCACGCUGCUGGUUAUCAGUCCCGGUUUAAAAGAAUUGAAGGAAGAUGUUUGGCCGGAGGUCUCCGAUGGUGCCUUUCCAGACAAUCUAAUAAAACGAGGCCCGGGUGGUGGGUAUUUGCUGCAAACCCGCCGUGGGAGAAAGGGACCACCGCUGCAACUUGAACACCUUCGCAGCUUUUGUUCCAAGUACGCCCCCGGACUGGAGAACGCCUGGUGGAAGCGUAAGAAUAUCGUAAAUUUUCCUAUUAGGAGCAACAAGAGCAAAGACAUUCGCCUGCCACCGUAUCCGAUUUUUCCAGGGCCGGUGUGUUUUUUGGGUGGAUCGUCGUACUUUGACGGAGAUGACUUGGAUCGGCGUCGCAACCUUGGCGGGGCAAGGGUUAAACUUUUCCCCUCAUGGAGGAGGUUGACCGACAAUGUGUUGAUGGAUAUGCAGAACAAUAGUUACAUCCGUAGUUUGACGUUUGUGCCCGCGAUUGCAAUUGUUUUUCUUAACGGUUUCUCCCUUGGUCAGAUGUAUCAUGUCCUCAAUGAUAUGGUGAAAGAAGUGAUGGUUAUCAUGACGGAGGUGGGGAAUGAAACAACCCUGUGGAAGUACAGUGAAUUGGGGAAAUCACCCACUCAAUUCUUCGCCCUCCCACGUGCGGAAUUAUUAUGGACGCGAGAAAACCUGGCAAGUGCGUUGCCGCAGACAACACAUUUUUUAGGUGCCUUUUCCCAUCCAACAGCACCCACACGUUACUUCUUUAACGACAUACCCGUUCUUAGUAGAGAUGCUGUCUACUGCACCUGUCAAGCCAUGUUUACCUGCGAGGUGCCGCCGGAUGAAACAUUUGAGCAAAAAACUGUUGCAUUUCGCCUUAUCGGUGAUCUUAUGGUGCGAUAUAUGAACGAGACACCGCACGAGUCCGCACAAGAAGUGUCUGAUGAUCUGGAAAAAAAACAAGUUGUACCCCUCUCCAUCCUGCGUCGAUUCAGUCAUGUUCCGCAAAUCGCAAAGCGUUUUUGGGAAACGGAGUUAAAAGUAAUGGCGAAGUACAAGAGUAGGGAACCAGGGGACAAAACGCAGGAACCUUUUGUUUACCGCCCGAGACUGCUCCUAAUUAACCGCAACUUUCGCGAGAUUCACGAUUACCAAGCCGUGGCCGCAUUAGCAGAAAGAGUUGGCUUUAACGUGCAGGUGGUAUAUUUUGAGAAGAUGCCACUGGAGGAUCAGGUCCAUGUUAGCCGCCACGCCGACGUCAUGAUGGGUAUGCACGGUAUGGGACUGACACACGUCCUUUGGAUGGACGGGCGCCGUCGGCCACGCUGCCGGGCGCUUUUGGAGUUGAUGCCUUUUGGUUGCCCAAGAACUCUGAUCCAUUUUUACAAGCUGUUUGCCGACACCGUUGGUAUUCACUACGAAUAUAUUGAAGCUGCCGAUAUGUAUCUUAAGGACAUGGGUGGCCUUCAUAAAUCGAAGGCACAACAAAGAGACCUUGAAGCAGUUAAGGCUGUUAUGCGUGCCUGCAAGUUCGACUAUAUGUAUCGAGGAUUUACCAAUCAAGUUGCCAUAUAUAACAUGUCUGUUUUGGAACAAAGACUGGUGGCAGCGUUGCAGCGACUAAAACAGUGUGGUGUGGCCUAA